AUGGCACAGGAACCACCAAAAGUCACCGAUCUAGGUGUGCCCCUGGAGCAGGUCUCGGAGGUCCGGGAGGUGGGACCAGAGCCGGAGGCCAUCACGCAGGUCAGGCCGGUGCGGGCCAACUCGGAGGCCUCGAGCUUUUCGGAAAUGGAGAAGAAGUCGAGCGCCACGGUAGAGGUCAAGCACCAGGAGAGCACGAGGUCCAGCACAGACGUCGAGGACAAUGGCAGGGAAAAGGUCUCGGCAAAGAUGGAGGUGGUUGCCCUGAAGGCGCUGCACACCGACGAUGACCCUACACAAAAUCCCUGGACAUUUCGGGCCUUUUUCUUGGGCCUCACCCUCGCCGCGUUUGGCGCCAGUCUUGCCACCAUCUUCCACUUCAGGCCACAGUCGAUAGGCAUCAGCAUCACGUUCCUGACGGUGAUAUCCUACGUCUUCGGCAACGCCAUGGCGAAGUACAUACCGUCCCGGGGCCGCGUGGGACGGCUCCUGAACCCGCACAGCUUCAACGCCAAGGAGCACCUGGGCAUCAUCAUCAUGGCCAGCUCGGCGUCGUCGACGGCGCACGCGACCGACGUCCUGGCCGCCCAGAAGCUCUUUUACAACAUCGUGCCGCACCCGGCCGUCGCCAUCAUGCUGCUCUUCUCGUCGCAGCUCCUGGGCUACGGGCUGGCCGGCUACCUGCGCGAGAGCCUCGUCUACCCGACCGCCAUGAUCUGGCCCAGCCAGCUGCCGCUCGCCUCGUUGAUCGAGACGCUGCACCGGAACAGGACCGAGAUGGCGUCGAGGUGGAAGUUUUUCUGGAUUAUUUUUUGGGCGAUUGCCGUUUAUGAGUUUUUCCCGCAGUACAUUACUCCGGUUCUCACUGGUGUAAGCGUCUUCUGUUUGGCCCAACAGAAUAACCAUAUGUUUACCAACAUCUUUGGUGGAGCGGCUGGCAACGAAGGUCUUGGAGUCGGCGCGCUUUCGUUCGACCUUCAGUACAUUGGCGUUGGCGCCUUUUUCCUGCCCCUGAAGAUGAUCACAAACGCCUUCAUCGGCUAUAUUUUGUGCAUCAUCUUGUUCAUCGUCUUGUUCUAUCAGAAUGUGUGGAAUGCCAUGCAGUUUCCUUUUCUCAGUCAACAGCUCUUUUCAGCAGACUCCAACUCUACGCACUACAGAAUUUACAACCAGUCUGCAAUCCUGAAUUCCAAAUUGGAGCUCGAUGAGGAAGCCUUGAAGCAGCAAGGCCUACCUUUCUUUGCCGCAACACAUGCGUCACACCUCCUGACAACCAACCUUGCAACCGGCGCCACCAUCUUGCACAUCAUCCUCUACCACCCCCAAAUCGUCAAGUCCGCCAUGGGCUGGGGAACCCACAGCUGGCGACGCUACUUGGGUUACCUCAAGAACCCCAAGCAGCUUUUCAAGUACGAGGAAAAGACCUUCUCCACAACCGAAGACCCGGCAAAUCUGGACCCGCACCACCGCACCAUGCUGCAAAACUACAAGGAGGUGCCCAACUGGUGGUACGGCAUCUGCCUGGGCAGCUCGGUCAUCGCGGCCGGUGCUUGCAUAUACUUGGCCGAGUCGACCCUGCCCUGGUACCUCUUCCUCCUCGCCAUUCUCAUCGCCUACUUGUACGUCGUCUUUUUCGGCGCCUUGUCUGGCCUCUUGGGCUUUCAUGUGCCAAUCGGUUCGGCGAUACAGCUUCUGGGUGGCUGGCUCAACCCCGGGAAACCUUUGAGCUUAAUGUUCUUUUCCUUGUUUGCCUUUACAACAAGCGGACAGGCCCUGUAUCUGGUCAGCCAUCUGAAGCUGGGCCAGUACGGAAAGUUGGCUCCGAGAUGCACCUUCACUUUUCAGGUGCUUGGCACCGUCGUCGGCUGCAUAUUGAACUAUGUCAUUAACCUUGAGACCCUCUCUCAGACCAACAUCUGGAGCGGAACUCUGGUGCAAUCUUUCAACUCGAACGCUAUUUCGUUCGGUGCUCUGUCCAAGUACAUGUUUAUCGGCGGCACGUACGCCAGCGUCGUCUACGCCCUGCCGCUCGGCUUCCUGAUACCUUUGCCGCUGUGGCUAGCCGGCAAGGCGUGGCCGAAAUAUGCCAAGUCCCUAUCUUACAUUGUCACACCGGUCAUUUGCGCGCACCUAGGCUUCUUGUCCGGAGGUAUCAACUCGAGCGUUUUUAUGCACUUUAUCCUGGCCUUUACGGUCCAGUUCUACGUGCGCAAGAAGUACCCUGCGUGGUUCCUCAAAUACAACUACCUGCUCGCCGCUGCACUUUCCGGCGGCUUGGAGCUCACCAUUUUCUUCCUUACGUUUAUCUUUAACGGCGCCGUGAUGAAGCAAAUCCCCAUGCCCAAUUAUGCUCUGAACCCAAAGGGGAAUCUAGACUACUGCAUGAGAGAUCCGGCGUUGGCCGGGGCCAGGGGCGGGCAUUAG
Pyricularia pennisetigena is the source of this 2421-nucleotide messenger RNA. RefSeq lists its product as uncharacterized. NCBI's taxonomy places the organism in Eukaryota, Fungi, Ascomycota, Sordariomycetes, Magnaporthales, Pyriculariaceae. The record is from RefSeq and is a predicted model, not a curated record. Gene Ontology annotation, biological process: transmembrane transport. Gene Ontology annotation, molecular function: oligopeptide transmembrane transporter activity. The transcript is spliced from 13 exons. The coding region runs from base 1 to 2421 and encodes 806 amino acids.